Molecule: messenger RNA, 1418 nt
Organism: Daldinia vernicosa
Lineage: Eukaryota; Fungi; Ascomycota; Sordariomycetes; Xylariales; Hypoxylaceae
Exons: 2
Coding region: 97-1260 (387 amino acids)
Source: RefSeq, a predicted model, not a curated record
UUAGUAUACUAACUUCUAAACACGGCUGGUACGAAUUAAAUAGGUGUGUGGUUAGGAUGUGAUGUAAUAAUAUUCCACGCUGGCGAAGAAAUCAUAAUGGUCGCGGAUAUCCUGCACUCUCUAGCCAACAACACCGACGACUCGGAUGGCGUAGCGCAGCUCGUCGUGACGGCACUUGGAUCCGGUGGGCAGCACUACAUCUGCUGGAAAACUCAUUCGGGUGAAUACAGGCAGCGAUCUCAUGGCCUUCCAAGGCGCUUAGAGGAUUGGCUGUUUCCAGUCGAUGGUAGCACGAGAGACUUUGAGACUUUACAGGUGGUACUCUCGGGAGAGGACACAUUCUGGGCGUCAGAUAGGAAUGGCGAAGUUCGGAGCGAACCUGCGGGUCCCCAGCAACAGAUGCUCCGACGAGCUCUGACAUUUAAUGGCGGAAGCCCUUCUCCGGGGACCAAACGACGGAUGAGCAGGGCGCGAGAGCUAUCAGGAGGCGAUACGGAACGGCCACGAUCGAGCACGUUACCGUCUAUGUCACCGACAGUCGAUCAUCUACCCGGGCCUCAUCUGAAACCAGCGCCGGCAGCCCAUAUCCGGUCAUCGUCUGCGGACAAGCUACGCCGGAUCUCUCUCGUGCCAAUUGCUUUCCACCAACGGGGACGAUCCUGGGCCACGCGCCCACGCAGUUUGGUAUACGGCGGUGAAGAUUUAGGUGUGCUUAAAGAGCAGCCGAGUCCGCAAGGGGCAGACGCUCCGCCAACGCCAGUGAAAUCUGCAACUUCGACAGGCACCAAGGCUCCGGGUAGUCAUUGCACCUGCGGUUAUCACAAUAGAGGCACUGCGAGUGUACAUAAACCUGGAUUAACCACGAACGUUAAACCCAGGACGAGCUAUGCGGACGCCAGCGUCCAAACAGAUCCUAUACCCGACCCAGAAGUAGACGAAUUCGGUCCAAAUCGGCAUAAAAGUCCUAGCCACCACCGUCGACGGGAAUCUUCCUAUUCUGCUACAAGCACAAUCGACUCCUUUAACUCGUCAUCUUAUCCUAACAGUAAGCGUUCGAGCAUCGAAACAGUUACGACACAGCCCGACCUCGAAGACUGCAAUCUAGAUCCCAAGGGAAAAUAUAACGGAAGAAGAUGGCAACAGCGGCAACAGCAAUGGGAACAACUGUCAAAUCCCGUGGCAAUGGGUCGGAUGCAGGCCUAUUUCCGCUCCUCAACAUACAUACUCGGGGCCGCUCUUCAGCCUCAGGGGCUGGCAUAGGGUAAAUGUGAUUUCGUACUUGCGUGCGAAUAAAACGUUAUCUAUGGGGGCGGGCGCUUCUUUUAUUACUAUAUAUAUAUUAAUUACCGGCUUUCUUGGGGGCUUUGCAUACCUAUAUACAAAGAUAGAUAAAAAUCCGGCAACUAGCUAUGGAUUAC